Brienomyrus brachyistius is the source of this 5028-nucleotide messenger RNA. RefSeq names its product transforming growth factor beta-1 proprotein-like. NCBI's taxonomy places the organism in Eukaryota, Metazoa, Chordata, Actinopteri, Osteoglossiformes, Mormyridae. The transcript is spliced from 7 exons. Gene Ontology annotation, cellular component: extracellular region. Gene Ontology annotation, biological process: SMAD protein signal transduction; regulation of cell population proliferation; BMP signaling pathway. The record is from RefSeq and is a predicted model, not a curated record. Gene Ontology annotation, molecular function: type III transforming growth factor beta receptor binding; growth factor activity; cytokine activity. Bases 1622 to 2758 code for a protein of 378 amino acids.
AGCUCUGACUAGUAGGGAGUGCUAAGAGGUCGCUGUUAAGGUACAGGAGUGCUGGCACUCUGGGACGACUGCGCUCCGACACUGAAUGAAAGAGUGCAAUAGUGAGAAGACUGCAAAGUCAGACCAGGCAGAGACUUGACAAGAGUCAAAACCAUUCCGGCAGUUUCAGACCGCUUAAUGUUUCGUGGACAUCUCUUUUAAAAGAUGGACUUGAAGGCAUCUGGACUCCCUUUUGUUCUUUAAACAUCACCUUAAGCUGGGUGCCUUUCUAUUCUAGAUCACCUGUGCUGUUUUCGUUUUCAUUCCAGUUUUGUACGGCUCAAGGCAUGUCAAAGACGACGGUUGUAAGUCUAUCGAGGAUUGUGGCUGUGAUGAUUUAAGAGUAUUCGUCACUUUUCAGCUUAAUGUUCUGCCUUUGAGAAGCAGUGCUCCAGAGGUCUGGGAAUCCCACAUGCUUAUCUUGGAACCCUGUUCUUGGACAGUGCGUUAACAUCAUAAAUCAUUUUUGCAAAUAUAGGCACUAUCUAGUAUGGGAUGUGUUUUGUAACGAUAGUUCAUCUUUCUUAGUUUUGUUUAUCGUACAUUUUAAACUGAUUUUCCGUCCUGGGAGUGGUGUCUUUGUGUGCAUAUGGUCAAAAAUCUCUACCAUCUGAUUAUCUGAUCAUCUGAUUAUUUUAGGUUAAAUAUACUGUGAUAUUUACUGAGAGAGGACAUGCAGAUAUCACCAAGUGUUGUUUAAUUUUUUUUUUUAUCUUUCCAAUGAAAGUAAAAAGUUCCGGGUACAAGAGAUUUUAAGAUAAAUGUAAUAACAUUUUUAAAACAUAGAUGUCCUGAAAUGUAGAUAAGGAACAACAAGAUCUUGAGAGACGUAUACUUUGCUGGGUAGGGGGUAAUAGUCAAUCCCAGCGGGGAGUGUGGUGAGUCAUUCUGUCAGAUUGCGCCUCUGUGAGAUCCGUAAUUUUGUAAAUGGGCUUUCCUGGAAGGAGGCAGCAAGUGUGGUAAGUUUUGCAGGACUGAGCUGCACAUUUUCUGCUCACUGGGGGGAAGAUGACUGUGAGGCUGCUUUGAACUUUUUGGGGGGUUGUAGAGGGGGUAGUAGGCAGGAAAAAGCAGUGUGUCCUACCCCUUGUCCAGUCUGAAAAGUAUGAGCACGCGGAGGAUUUCAGAGGGAUCUUGUUUCCUUUAACUUUGUUAUGCGGCCCCACGCUGUACUCCAGAGACGCCCUCUGGAGAGCGCUGUGUGAGUCAAAUCGGUGAGGCAUCGUGCCAGUGAGACAGUGACUCAGUGACCAGCAAGGGAUUCCGUGGCCGGUGAUUAGCGAGCGAGCCGCUGGUCCGUGACCGGGCCCCGCUCCUCCAGACUUUGCGUGCAGUCCCGCAGUUUGCCGCCAGCAGAGGUCACGGUCAGCACCUCGUGGCUGGUAAUAGAGGAAAUAGCGGAGGUCAAAGAGCCGCCGGUACAAGCUGAGAGCUGCCACAGCUGCGGGGUGGGGGGAGGGGAGGGGGGGGGAUUUAUAAGUGCCAGUGUGUUUCUACGCUAAGAUCAGCUGUCAUUAUCUCACCCUCCCGAGUGCGGAGCGUUCCUCAGUUCAGAGGGCACAUUUGCCGUAGAACAGUCACCAUGAAAGCCAGCUGCUGGAUGCUAGCACUGCUGUGGUUGGUAGGCAGUGUGUACCAGAGCUACGCCAUCUCCACCUGCAAGACCCUAGACAUGAACCAUGUGAGGAAGAAACGCAUAGAGGCCAUUCGGGGACAGAUCCUCAGCAAGCUGCGGAUGGCCAGGGAACCAGAGCAGCCUGAGGGGGAGCACCAGGCGAUCCCCGACGAUGUCAUGUCCACCUACAACAGUACGGUGGCAUACAGCGAUGAGCUUGCUCACCAAACCCUGGAGUCACCCUCUGGGGACACAGAAGAUGAGUACUUCGGCAAGGAGGUGCACAUGUUCAACUGUGUGAGCAGUACUAGGAAUCAGACGAUGUUCAACAUGAGUGCCAUCCGGACCAGCGUGGGCAGCCAGCAGCUGGUGUCCUUAGCCGAGCUUCGGAUCCUCAUCAAAAAGCCCACGAUGAGGGCGGACAAGAAGCAGAGGCUGGAGCUGUACGCAGGCCUCGGAAGCGACGCGCACUACAUCAACCACCACUUCAUCUCAAACACCAUGAACGACCGAUGGAUUUCCUUCGAUGUCACGAAGACCCUGACAUCAUGGAUGCUCAGGCCAGAACAGGAACAGGGAUUCCAGUUGCAGCUGUACGGUGCCUGCGAGGGAAACACAGAGUUUCAUUUUAAAAUCUCAGGGAUGGGAAUGGAAGACUACAGAGGAGACAGCGGAGAUCUUGCUAAAUUUAUGCAGAAGCCCCACCUCCUCAUUAUGUCACUUCCUGCUGACCGACAAAGCCACAUAAACACUCGGAAGAAGCGGGACGUUGACACAGAUGAAUUCUGCACAGAGAAAAAAGAGAACUGCUGUGUGCGGAGACUGUACAUUGACUUCCGGAAAGAUCUCGGAUGGAAAUGGAUCCACGAGCCAAGUGGUUACUAUGCAAAUUACUGCAUGGGCACAUGCACAUACUUUUGGAAUACGGAAAACAAGUAUUCUCAGAUACAAAGUUUAUACAGACAUCAUAACCCAGGCGCCUCUGCCCAGCCCUGCUGUGUACCAAAUAUUCUAGAACCUUUACCCAUCAUUUAUUACGUCGGAAGACAGUACAGGGUGGAGCAGCUAUCCAAUAUGAUAGUGAAGACAUGCAAAUGUAGCUAAAAAUGUCCUCCAGCUCCCACUUCAUCAGCUGCUGCACUAUAUGGGCAAAAGUACUGCGACACCCAUAGUAAUUACAGGAACUGGCACCAUAAGCCACAGCCAUUGCUGACAUACAUAUGUAUAAUUAAGCACACAGCCAUGCAAUUUCCAGCAUCAAACAAAGGCAGCAGAUUGGGUGAUCAUACAGAAGAGGUUAAUCAGCUGAGGACCGUCAUUGGACGCCACUGGACACCUUUCCAGCAAAUCGGAUCUCCACAUUUCUGUCCUGCUAGAGCUGCCCUGGUCAACAGCGACUGAAGUGAUUGUGACAUGGAAACAUCUAGGAGCAAGUUCAGCUGCGAGGUGGGGGGGCCACACAAGCUCACAGAGAGGGACCUGAUCACCCAACAUCAAUACCCAACCUGAAUGGCAGCAAAUCCCACCAGAAAAUAUUCCAGCCUCUAAUGGAAAGCCGUCCCAGAAGAGCACAGGCUAUUAUAGCCACUGAGGGUUAGUCGGCUUCAUAUUAAUACCCUUCGAUUCAGAGAGAGAUGCUGGACAGGCUGGUGUCCACAUACUUUUGGCCAUUUAGUGUAUCUUCCUCACAUAUGGAUGUUGACAUUUGGGGAAAAGGAUCAUAAAAGACAAAAAACAGUGAGAGACUGAGCGAACAGAAGGAGCCUUAAAGGAAACUAUGAUUUUCCUCAAACACAAACAAACAACAUUUUCAGGAUCUCAUAGUGACCCUUAAUUUUUAAAUAUUAUACACUUUCAUAAUGUUUGUGGUUUUUGUUGAUUUUUAUUAAUUUAUUUUUAGUAGAUUUGACUGUGUUGUAUGUUGUAUUGUGUUUUUGGGGCAAUUAUUUUACAACAAAGCCUUUUCGGAGGGAAUAUCUACUAUACAAAAGUAGUAAAUGAGGUUGAGGAAAUUACAUUGCUGGAAUUGUAUGCAUUUUCCAAUGCUGAAUUUGUUAACGCAUCAGGUCAAAGAUACACUGGGCAAGGCCAAUCAGGACACUGCUUGACUGAAUAACACUGGACGGGAUUGGGCUAAAAUUCAGUGACGUUUCCACCUGUGCCUUUUUCGCAGUUGUACUUUCAACACUAGCUUCUUCACACAGCAAUGUCAGUGUUUGUGUAAGUUGUGUCUUGACACAAAAGGUGAGGCGUAGGGGAAAUAUUGAGUGUAUUCUGCCAAAGCAGAGGCUAAUCUCUCAUUAUCAAAGAUCUUCAUUAAAUCCAGCCCAUAUAGUCACUAGGACUGUCUAAACACAGCCAGUACAUUUUAGAUCCUCUUUCCACGUCCUACACCAAACCCAACCCUUGUAUUGAUUUGGCUGUAUUUUAAUACAGAGUGAAUGAUUGUUGUGUAUUAAUACGGCUGCUUAGAUGUUUUCGUUAUCUCCUGCAGUAUUACUAACUGCUUUUCAUUUUACUUACUACUUUACCUACAUAUACUGAAGCAUUGAAACACCGUUGACAGGAACACAAGAGCAGAGAUCCUUCUGAAACGUGAGCUGGCAGCCUUUUCAUCGCAGAUCCACGUGUUUUAGUGCCACAUUACCUGCAUAAUAAGGGUCCAUUCAAGACACCGCCGUGUGAUAUUAAAGCUACAGAAUGUAAACCAGUCAACAUCAAUCCCUUGGUACCUUGUUGUCUAGGACAUGCAUUUUUGAACAGCACUGCUGGGCCACAGAGAUCAUGAUACCCCCAUACUGGUUAUAGGUGGGGGGGCUGGUCACCCUUAACCCAACCACAACAUUGUCUCUUCCUACUGGAGGGUAGCUGCUCCGGAUUAGACCAUGGAGGUUCAGCCUUAGCGCUAACGUGCAGCCCUCCCCACCAGUUAAUGCUCACUAAUCUCUCUGCUCACUCUUUUGCUUCUCUGUUCACCUCUUUUCUUAGUCUUCAUAUUUACAGUAGUAGGUUCAUAUGACAGUAGAACAGCUGAUUGAUUGCAUUUUAUUGAUUUUUUUGGUAUCUGUAUUACUCUCUUUUUUUUAAAGAAAUGUUGCAUCGAUGUCCAUUUUAUAUCACACUCCUGUCAUGAGUUACAUACAGUGUAGCUCUGCAGAAGUACAUUUUUUUGAUCUUCUGUUUUAAUGUAAACAAAAACUUUUAUGUGCAUGGCGGAACACUGUGUGCUCUUAUAUAGGCAUUUCAGAACCAGCACGUGGAGCUACCAUUGCAUUGGCUACCAAAUCUCAUUCCUUUCCUGCUAAGUGAGAAGGUCUAACCGGUAAACAAACCUCAGCUAGCAGACAAUAUUUCAAUAAAGCUUUUACUUCAAA